Rubroshorea leprosula is the source of this 1530-nucleotide messenger RNA. The record is from the annotation of a GenBank genome assembly. NCBI's taxonomy places the organism in Eukaryota, Viridiplantae, Streptophyta, Magnoliopsida, Malvales, Dipterocarpaceae.
AAAGGUUAUAAAUAGUAUGCAGGAGCUUAUUCACAUGCGGUUUCUCUUAAAUGAAAGGGGAAUUAUAGAUGUGUACAUUGAGCAUGUGUGUGAUGAGCCAAACAUUUUAGACUUGGUUGAAGAUGGCACCAUUCCACAUGAAGCAAUUGAUGAAGGUACAAUGCAUUUGAUGAAGGUACAAUGCAUUUUUUUUGGAAGUGAUGAGGACAUUGGGAAAAGCUAUGUGCCACAAAAUUCACAACCAACCCCAACUUGUAAUGAAGCUCCAAAAACAACUGAAGGUGAUGCUAAUGAAACAGAUGCAGUGCAUGGAGUAGUGCAGAUGAUGAUGAGGUUCUUUAAUCUAUUAGAAAUAAAAAGAAACAUAAAACCAAUGCAAAAAAGAAAUGCAGAUGGUGCUAGACCAAGUGGCACAAUCCAUGAGACCCAUACCACAGUUAAUGAAGAGGGUGAAAGGGUUCCUGUAAGAAUUGAUAGCCAUGGAGAUUUGUGUUCUAAUUCUAGCUUUGAAAGUAGUGAAGAUGAAUUUGAGGUUUCUAGUGAUGAUUCAGGUGACUACGCUGUUGUGUAUGAAGAUGAACUUAAAGAAGAAAAAGGAGAUGUAAAGAUGAAGUUUGAGCAUAUGGCACAGUUUACGAAGGCUAUAGCUAAGUACCAAAUUCAAAAAGGGUGCAGGUUGAAACUUGUUAAAAGUGACCCCACCAAGCAGAGAAUUCAUUGUGUUAAUCGACAGUGCAAUUGGCAAAUCUUUGCCAGUUUUGAUAAAAAUGACCAAACUUUUAAGGUGAAGACAUAUUGCAGGGAGCACACUUGCUUUAGGAGUUUGAAGUCUGACAUGGUUGGGUCAAGGGUACUAGCAAAACACCAUAGGAAUAGAAUUUUUGCAAAUCCACAAAUUAGAAUCAGUGAGUUAGUGAGACUCUCUCAUUUAGAAUUAGGAGUUUAUGUUUCAAGGGAUAAGUGUCAACUAGCAAAGGAUAAGAUUAUAAAGAAGGUGAAGGAAACUCACAUGAAUGAAUUUGCUCAGUUAAGAGGGUACGCAAAAGAGCUAUUGAGAUUGUCCCCUGAAACAAUUGUUAACAUUGAUACUGACCCACCCACAACUCCAAAGGGAAAACCUGCAUUUAAAGGAAUUUAUGUGUGCCUAGAAGGAUGUAGGAAGGGUUUUCUACUGGGUUGUAGACCAAUGAUUGGAGUAGAUGCUUGUUUCCUCAAGGGGAUGUUCAAGGGAACACUUUUGGCAAUUGUUGCAAGGGAUGGGAUCAAUCAAAUCUUCCCAAUUGCUUAGGCUGUUGUUGACUCAGUGUGUACCAGCUCAUGGACUUUUUUUUUAAGAUGUCUAGCUGAUGAUUUAUGAAAUCACACCGAACGAGAGUUAACAUUCAUUUCGGACCAACAUCAUUUAAGUGUGCACAAUUUAUUAUGAAUUAAUUUACAAAAAUGUUUAUGUUUAUGUUACUAUAGUCAUCCAUGUUAUUUUUGUAUAAUUCAAUUGACUUUAUUAUCAGUUACUAAACUUAUUUGUUUUCU